AUAUAUAUAUACACACACACAAACUGUUUAAGCCAAAGGCUUUGGUUUAGAGGGAUAUAGGCAGAUAGCGUUAAAACUGUCAGAGAUGGAGAUGAAACCGCCGCCGUUUACUCUUGGUUACCACAUGCCUGCUGAAUGGGAACCCCAUUUACAGUGCUGGAUGGGUUGGCCUGAACGUCCUGAUAAUUGGCGAGACAAUGCGAAACACGCCCAACGUGUGUUUGCUAGGGUUGCGACUACAAUCUCAAAGUUCGAACCUGUGACCGUCUGUGCAAGUGCUGCUCAGUGGGAGAAUGCGCGAACUCUGUUACCGCCAAAUGUCAGGGUUCUUGAAAUGAGCAUGAACGAUGCUUGGUUUCGUGAUACUGGGCCAACUUUUGUUGUAAGGAAAGGAGCAGUGAUUUCUGAUAACCACAAGCACAGAGUUGCCGGGAUCGAUUGGAAUUUUAAUAGCUGGGGAGGGAUUGAUGAUGGUUGUUAUGAAGAUUGGAGUCUCGACCUUCUCGUGGCACGGAAGAUAUUGGGAAAUGAGAGGCUUCCUAGAAUUCCUCAUACGAUGAUUCUUGAAGGUGGAAGUAUACAUGUAGAUGGAGAAGGAACUUGCCUCACGACCGAGGAGUGUCUUUUGAACAAAAACAGGAACCCAAAUAUGACUAAAGAAGAAAUAGAAAAUGAACUUAAGGCAUAUCUUGGAGUUGAGAAGGUUAUCUGGUUGCCUCGUGGAUUAUAUGGUGAUGAUGAUACGAAUGGUCAUAUUGAUAAUAUGUGUUGCUUUGCAAAGCCUGGUGUUGUUGUGUUGUCUUGGAUUGAUGAUGAAAAGGACCCUCAAUAUGAACGUUCCAUGGAAGCAUUCACUGUUCUCUCAAAUGAAAAAGAUGCCCGUGGUCGGAAAUUAGAAAUAGUCAAACUCCAUGUCCCUGGGCCGCUUUAUAUGACAGAUGAAGAAGCUGAUGGAGUUGUUCAAGAUGGUGACGCUAAAGCGAGACUUCCUGGUACACGACUUGCUGCUUCUUAUGUAAACUUCUAUAUUGCCAAUGGAGCGAUCAUCUUGCCACAAUUCGGGGACCAAAAGCGAGAUGACGAAGCUGUUUCCGUCCUUUCUCAAACCUUUCCAAACUAUAAAGUUGUAGGAAUUGAGGGUGCUCGAGAAAUUGUUUUGGGAGGUGGAAAUAUACAUUGCAUUACUCAACAACACCCUGCUAUCUGAUAUUUUAACCAAAAAUACAAAAUUUCAAGUCGUUUAAUUUGGCUUUCAGUUUCUGCAGCAGAAGAUAUGGGUUGCAUCAAUAAACACCAUUCUUACAGACUUACACACACAAAGUUAUAGUAAUUUAUCAAUGGACUUCACUUAUGGUUGCCUUUAGGUACUUUUCAAAGAUAAGUAGUUUUAAUACAUUGUCAUCUUUGUUGUAUUCGUAUGCUAUACGUAUGUUCGACAUAUACUUUUUCUCUUAUAACAUUUCCUUUUUCUAUUAUUUACUUAAA
This is a messenger RNA of Gossypium raimondii (Peruvian cotton), 1485 nucleotides long. Its product is annotated as agmatine deiminase. The record is from RefSeq and is a predicted model, not a curated record. NCBI's taxonomy places the organism in Eukaryota, Viridiplantae, Streptophyta, Magnoliopsida, Malvales, Malvaceae. Gene Ontology annotation, molecular function: agmatine deiminase activity; protein-arginine deiminase activity. Gene Ontology annotation, biological process: putrescine biosynthetic process. The transcript is spliced from 10 exons. The coding region runs from base 86 to 1207 and encodes 373 amino acids.